UGAGCAAUGAAAGCCAUUUGGUAUCGUCAACUAAGACAGCAAGCAAGAGACGGAGGGCAGUAUCCUGCAGUGAGCUACAGACUCUUCUGAUCUGGUUUCAUUUCCCCUAGCUAUUGUCUUCCUGUUCCUUAUUCCAGAGUUCUUGAACACACUCAAAUGGCCACCUUAGCCAGCUGAUUCCUUAUGGGUUCACGAGCUAUUUAUAUUUUCUGAAUUUUGUAUCCGUUUUUUUUGUAUCCGUUUUUUUUUUCUUGUUCUCUCUUUUCGUGCAUAAUUUUAACCGAUUUUUCCAAUAUAAUCAGAGAGGUAUGAGUAACACAAUGAGGCCAAGGGGCAAGGUAAGGUUUCAUUUGGUUUAUGACAGGGGUUAGCUAGCUAGCCAAAUACCCAAUACUUUCGAAGCCAUAUUUUUUUCAAAUUCCCUCGGCCAUAGCUCUUCUUCUUCUUUUUUCAUACCUUGAUACAAGUUCAUUCAUGUGUGCCUAGAAUACGGAGAUUGGAGUACUAUACUGUGAGUGAUUUCCAAAAGCAAGCCCAUAUAUACUUAUAUAGCCAGCUUUUCUUUAUACUAGGUAUAUAUUUGAUAAAUUGCUGUUAUCUAGAGUUAUAGCUAUUGAUCUGGUAAAUACUUGUACCGAUCGACAAAAAUGGAUGCGACUAGGGAAAAAGGGAAGAAGGGGCUGAUCAUCAAGACAUGGGAGCGAUGCAAAUCCAUCGGACGAGGCCGCAAGGGGUCUUCGGGACCCGAACGUACUUUGACACUGAAAACCAGAUCGUGUCCUUCCCUCAGCAUCUCGCUGGAAGAGGAAAAACAUCCUAGGAAACGCCGGGUUGCUCCCGAGGGUUGCUUCUCGGUCUAUGUCGGACCUCAGAAACAGAAGUUUGUGAUCAAAACAGAGUACGCAAACCAUCCUCUGUUCAAGAUGCUGCUCGAAGAGGCCGAGUCUGAAUAUGGUUACGACAACCAAGGCCCCCUUGUCCUCCCAUGCAACGUUGAUAUCUUUCACAAGGUGCUGCUGGAAAUGGAGGAUGGCCGUGAUAUUCAGAAAGGAUGUGUCUUUAAGCGUUAUGGCUCUUAUCACCUUCUUAGCCCCUCUCGAAUGGAUGAUAUAAAUCAGUUUUAAAUGAUCUCUGCCUUUGCUGAUCUUUUCCUUAUGUCUUGGAUUGCUGUGAUCGAUGCAAGUGUUUAGGAUCGAGUUUUCUUGAUCUCUAUAAUUUCCUUUUCUUUUCUUUUUUCUUUAUAGUUAAGCAUGUACAAUUGAAGUAGAUCAAUAUGAUAAGUAGUGCAUGGGAAAAAAAGAACAUCCAAGAUCUCUGUAAAUUGAACUGCUAUAUAUGAAUUUUUGCUGGUUUGCUUGUAUUGA
Juglans regia (Persian walnut) is the source of this 1364-nucleotide messenger RNA. Its product is annotated as auxin-responsive protein SAUR32-like. NCBI's taxonomy places the organism in Eukaryota, Viridiplantae, Streptophyta, Magnoliopsida, Fagales, Juglandaceae. The transcript has a single exon. Gene Ontology annotation, biological process: response to auxin. The record is from RefSeq and is a predicted model, not a curated record. The coding region runs from base 648 to 1124 and encodes 158 amino acids.